AGAAUCAGAUGAGUAGAGAGCAGUAGAGGCCCCAUUCCCUCUCCUCUGCCCGGCCUGAUCCAAUGCCAGGUAUCUUCUGAUGCUCUCAUCCUGGGUCCAAUCCUUCUUCUCUUGACUAAGGGCAAAAGCUUAACCCUGUCUUUGUAGCCAGGGGUAACCCAUUUUGCUUCUUGGACUGAACGUUUUGAGGUCCAGGUGUCCUAUCCCACCCCCUCAUUCCCAGGCUGACUCUGGAGCCUUAGAACCCUCUUCUUCCUACUUUACAGAAAUAAAGGCAUCCUCCCCCCACCCUCCCCCCAAAAAGCUGAAUAGAAGCUAUGGGAAGAAGUCAGUUGAGUAUGAUAGUAAAGAAAUAAUUAGGGACAAACUAUAGGACUGCUUGAAUUUGGGGCCCAGAUAAAAUUUAAAGUAGGAACCCUGCUCUCUCCCUUCCCAGCCCUCUGCUUUGCUGUGAUCACCACCCUCCCACCCCAAACCCCAGGCAACAAGACUGACAGACUUGAGUGCCUACAGGCCGCCUCCUGCCCACUGCAGGAUCUCCAGGUCCUUACAGUUCCCCUCAGCCUUAGGCAGCUGCAGCCGAUGUGAGGGAGGGAGCAAUAGCACCUCCUAAUCCUCAGGCUUCUUAAAUUUACUGAGGAUUUGGAACCAAAUGCUAGGGAGAGGAUAAUCAUAAAUUAAUGUCCAAAUGCACAGAAAUUCUUUUGGUGCUACCACCUCCUCCACAGGUGGUCAUCCCAUUUUGCUAGGCUCUCAAAGUGUUCCCAGGGCCCGCCCCUUCCUCCCCCGGUGCCCGUGGAGCACCCACCUGUCAUGCUCCCAACUACUCCCCUAGAAGGUCAGAAUAUAAUCCUUACCUCCUGCCCCUCUUCCUCAGCAUCCUCAGUUGGUUUGACUUUUGUCAGAGCCCCACCUGGGGCCAGCUCAGAAAGAGAGUGAGGAAGGAAGGAAGGAAGGUGUGAGGAAGCGGGGAGCAGAGCACAGAAUGAUCUGGGAGGGAAGGGGACUGACUUCCUGGCAGCCUCAGCCCCGGUUCCCGGUUCCUGCCCAAGUAUCCUGUCCCAAGAGUGGCCUCCGCCCAGGCUGCCUGGUGUUCCCUGGGCAGCCUCUGCACUGUUCCAGAGGUCAGGAGGACUCUUCAGAGCUAUGAGGGCAGGAGACUUCUCUAUAGGCCCUAUGGAAUUCUAAAUCUUGGGUGAGAAAAGCAACAUGGAGGGUGAAGGAGCCAAGCUUCUGCCAAGCCCCACCUACCAUGGCCAGACAACCCCAGUCAUGGCCGAGUACGGGACCCUCCUCCAGGACCUGACCAACAACAUCACCCUUGAAGAUCUGGAACAGCUCAAGUCAGCCUGCAAGGAGGACAUCCCCAGUGAGAAGAGCGAGGAGAUCACUACUGGCAGUGCCUGGUUUAGCUUCCUGGAGAGCCACAACAAGCUGGACAAAGACAACCUCUCUUAUAUCGAGCACAUCUUUGAGAUCUCCCGCCGUCCUGACCUACUCACUAUGGUGGUUGACUACAGAACCCGUGUUCUGAAGAUCUCUGAGGAAGAUGAGCUGGACACCAAGCUAACCCGUAUCCCCAGUGCCAAGAAGUACAAAGACAUUAUCCGGCAGCCCUCUGAGGAAGAGAUCAUCAAAUUGGCUCCUCCACCGAAGAAAGCCUGAGCAAGGGGGAGGAAGAGGAGGAAGGUUGGACCUUCAUCAGACCAUUCUCUUCCCCCAUCCUCCAGGGGAGGGGGCAAGGGCAUCCCCCCCCCCAUCUACCCACUUACUAACCUGGUCCUAACCCCCUUACUGUGCGCGUGUGUGUGCGUGUGCGCACGCUCUGGCUGUCUGUCUAUAUGUCUAGCUCAUCUAGUUCCUCCUCCUUGUGAGGGGAUGGGGGUCAGGGGCUGGGGGUGGGGGAGCUCAGUUUCCCCACUCUAGGGGGAGUUGGGGGCUAUUUCUAUGCAAAUAGAAAUGGGCACAUUCCUCCUACUUCCCUUUCCUCCACUCUUCCCCCACCUCUCUAAAGUGUGGGAGCAGAAAAGGGCCUGUAUUUUCCUACAAUGAGGCGGCGAGGUAGGAGUGAGGCAUGGGAGAGGUGGGUGAAUCGAAUGAAAAGCAGUGAGAGGGAAGAUGAAGAGGCUACCCAACCCCCACCUGGAAGGGGCAAAGAAAAGCCAGAGUUUGUGUUUGUACCCCAAAGCUGGACUGGCUCAGGAGUCCAGUUUCCAGUAGUUCCUCAGGUUGGAGGGCCUGGGCACCAGCAGGUCCCUUUUUGCUCCCCUCUCAUGGGCCUACGGUGGGUAUGAGCCAGGGACCUAAAGAGAGAGGAUCACUGGAUCCUUCCCUGGCCCCAAAGUUCAAACCCCAUGGAGAACCCAGCAUUAGAUACCCCCCACCCACCUCUGCUCUGGAGAGACUGUGCUGGGAACACACCCCAUCACUGAGCCUGAGUGGGGAUGAAGGCAGAGAGGAGUUCCCUGUUCCACUCCUUUAUUCCUACUCAGACUGUUGCACAGGAGUCCCCUGAACCUAGGGAGGUUGGGGAAUCGAGAUCCUUAGGUUUUAACUCCAAUCCUGCUCCCACUUACAGAGUCCCUACGUGGUUAUUGCAGGCAACCUUCCCUCUCUCCAUGAUCUAGAACCCCCUCUCCCCCAAGCCAGAAAGAAGGGAAGAAGCUAACUACAGUGUUUUCCGUUGCACUGAUCCCCAAUUCAGUCCAGGAGGGGACUCGGUAACCCCUCUCCCUCAAUAUCCUGGCACCUUGGGCUUAUGAACCCCUCCUAGCCAAAUCACUAGAGUACAGUGACCCCAGCCUCCUGCCUGUCCCAAGAUAGCCAUCCCCACCCUGACCGUGCUAACUGUGUGUACAUAUAUAUUCUACAUAUAUGUAUAUUAAACCCGCACUGCCAUGUCUGCCCUUUUUUGUGGUGUCUGGCAUUAACUUAUUGUCUAGGCCAGGACGGGGGUGGAAGGGGAAUGCCACAGUGAAGGGAGUGGCAGAGUCAAAUUGCUACAUAGUCAAAACAAAAAAAACUUUUUUAAACUUUCAAUUCACAUGCAAUCUCAAGAGGCUAUUUAGAGAAAGUUUAAGCUAGGAGCUUCUAGGAUGUGGGAGCAAAACUUUAGUGGAGGGGAGAGCUGGCUACUGGAAGAGGGAAGAAGCCAGACUGGUUGGAGAGCACCCUCUAAUCCUAGCCUAGCCCAGCCCAACCUGCCUGUCCCCUCUGGCCACUGCUGCGGACACCUGCCUUAACACAUACACCUCGAGUACUCCACAGUUUUGCCUUAAAGGACCUUCCCAAGUUUCCCCAGUCCUGUCUGGCUUCUCCCACAAGGAGAGAGAGAUACUUGUAGAAUUGGGAGGGGGAUAAAGAGCAGGAAUUAUCCUUCCAAGCCAGGAUAUGUUAUGUGAGAACAAGUCUGAGAGAGAAAGGAGGUGGAGGGAGGGAAUAUAUUAUAAAGAGCCUUCCUUUGAAGAGAGAAGAGGAUGAGAUGGGAGAAGGGAGACAGGGUCAUUUUCAGCGGAGUCUAGCAAUUUCUCUGUAAGGCAAAAUAAUCUAAAACGACUAACCUGCCCUCCUGCCCCUUAUACUGCUGUGAGAUUGCCCCUAUCCUGUGCUCCUCUGUCUGCAGUGUGCACGGCCUUGUUCUAACCCUGGAAUAAAGGUGAUUGUACUGUA
Aethalodelphis obliquidens (Pacific white-sided dolphin) is the source of this 3669-nucleotide messenger RNA. RefSeq names its product proliferation and apoptosis adaptor protein 15 (gene PEA15). The transcript is spliced from 4 exons. NCBI's taxonomy places the organism in Eukaryota, Metazoa, Chordata, Mammalia, Artiodactyla, Delphinidae. Bases 1210 to 1665 code for a protein of 151 amino acids. Gene Ontology annotation, molecular function: protein binding. Gene Ontology annotation, biological process: MAPK cascade; negative regulation of extrinsic apoptotic signaling pathway via death domain receptors. The record is from RefSeq and is a predicted model, not a curated record.